This is a messenger RNA of Orcinus orca (killer whale), 2007 nucleotides long. RefSeq names its product WD repeat domain 31 (gene WDR31). NCBI's taxonomy places the organism in Eukaryota, Metazoa, Chordata, Mammalia, Artiodactyla, Delphinidae. Gene Ontology annotation, molecular function: protein binding. The coding region runs from base 910 to 2007 and encodes 365 amino acids. The transcript has 11 exons. The record is from RefSeq and is a predicted model, not a curated record.
CGCCAGAACUCCAGCCCUAGCGACGCGCGCCUUGUUGCUAAGGGCGGAGGCGCGGGAGGCUGUGGACCUUGGAGGUCGCGGAUGCCCUCCGGCUCGGCGUCCUCCGUCGGCCUCAGCUUCCAGCCCGACCGGCCGGCCGGAGGGUAUGGAGCCCGAGGCGGGAGGAAAAGGCGCAGCUGGCGGGAGGGGAGGUGGGAGCCGUCGCUCUCUCUGAGCCGAAGCCUCUUGCCUGGCCGAAGAGGGGAGCGGGUUCCCAGGUCCGGCCUUGCGUUGGGUGGCGUUACAUCCAGUCUUGGGCAAACACCCCUCCACCCACUCCUACCCCCGACCCCCAUCAAAAAUAAGCUUUGGCCAUACGCUUAGAGAGGGCGAGGGGCAUUUGUGAUCUGAACAGCCAGAAAGGAAAGACUGCGCACAGGUUGUCCCCAAAACUUGGGGCAACCUUGGGAGUUCUGACCUAGUACUGAUUCCCUGACUGACUUUGGGCAAGACGCUGUUAUUCUCUGAGCCUCUGUACCAUUAGUGGGUCAAAUCAGACCGUUUCCCACUUGCUUCUGGUUUUGUUUCUGUUUGAGCUUUGGUUUAGAUUCCUUGGUCUUCCAGAGUGUAGUUUAGAUGUGUGCAGAGGGAGAUGUGGGGAGAGGGAGGGGGAUAUGAAAUCAUCAUUUACAUGAACAGUGGACCAGGAGUCCAGCUGAAUAAGGUCCAGUACCCCAUCUUCGCCCCUGUGUGACCUUUAGCAACUCAUGACUCUGAGUCCCAGUUUCUUCAUGGAAAAUGACAGAGAUUGGGAAGUGGCUGCCUGGACUAUUUUCCAAAGGAUAAACUUUACAAAAGUAUUGAAUACAGCAGCUCACCGAGAAGAUCCUACUGGUUUGGGGGGAACACAACUUCCAGCAGCCACGUGGGAUGCUAUUCGGGUGCCAUCUGAAACGAGCUCGUCCCCAGAAGGUCUCAUGCAGGUUCUGUGCAGUGAUGGGGAAACUGCAGAGCAAACUCAAAUACAGCAAUUAUAAAUACAGGCCCGAUGGAUUUAGAGACGAGAGAACUCAAACUAAAGCUUUUCAAGAGUAUAGCCCAGCCCACGUGGAUACCGUCUCUGUUGUUGCUGCUCUGAACUCAGACCUCUGUGUCUCCGGAGGAAAAGAUAAGACGGUUGUGGCCUAUAACUGGAGAACUGGAAAUGUGGUGAAAAGGUUGAAAGGACAUGAGCGUGAAAUCACAAAGAUAGCUUGUAUUCACAAAUCAGGCCAGUUCUUCAGUGCCUCUCGCGACAAGAUGGUCAUGAUGUGGGACUUGCAAGGCUCCUCGCAACCAAGGCAGCAGUUCUCCGGCCACAGCAUGGUGGUCACUGGAUUGGCUGUGAGUCCAGACACAUCACAGCUAUGCACUGGCUCUCGUGACAACACCCUCCUUCUGUGGGAUGUGGGGACCGGACAGUGUGCGGAGAGAGCAUCAGUCUCCAGGAACCUGGUCACUCACCUGUGCUGGGUCCCCAGAGAACCUUAUAUACUCCAGACCUCUGAAGAUAAAACCAUCAGAUUAUGGGACAGUCGGGGGCUGCAGGUAGCUCAUGUAUUUCCCGCAAAGCAGCACAUCCAGACCUACUGCGAGGUCAGUGAGGAUGGACACAAGUGUAUCUCCUGCAGCAGCGGCUUUGGAGGCGAAGGCUGUGAAGCCACGUUGUGGGACCUAAGGCAGACGCGGAACAGAAUCUGUGAGUACAAGGGGCACUUCCAGACUGUAGCAUCCUGUGUCUUUCUACCAAGAGCAUUAGCCUUGAUGCCUAUGAUUGCUACCUCAUCGCAUGACUGCAAGGUGAAGAUCUGGAACCAAGACAGUGGAGCCUGCCUUUUCACCUUGUCUCUGGAUGGAUCAGGACCUUUGACUUCCCUGGCUGUGGCUGACACCGUCUCCUUAUUGUGUGCAAGUUUCAGCAGAGGAAUUCGCUUACUCAGGGUGGACGAUAGCCGAGGGCUGGAACUGCAGGAAGUGGCAGGAUUCUGA